GAUAGUGUUCAAUACCACAUCUGUGUAGGCUAACGUUCCAUUAUAAGCCAAUAAACUUCCGUACAUGUUAUGAUGCCAAUUCUUAUAGUAGGUAGGCAAAAUUAUUUAAAUCCUGGAUUUGUAAAAAUCCCUGUUUCUGGUGGAAUUUGGAACAGCCGGGUCCGCUGCUUAUUUGCAUGUGCCCGCGCCGCCACCACCAUACCGCUUUAGGAAUGAAUGCAGCCCCAGUUUGCAAUUGUUUUGGACAAAUGACUCGAGUCUACAACUGGAGCAAAUCUGUUGGGUCAAAAGAAUAACACCCACCAACUUUAUGUGGCGAAAAUUGAGCGCGUUUGAAUGUGAUAGCAUCCCACCACAUUCCAUGCAGAGCAGGCAACAGAUGGCACACAGACAGCAGAGUUGGGGACAGAUAUGCAGGGACAGACUGGCAGAGACAGGGAGUCUCAGUUUUCAGAAUCCGUGCCACAUUUUGACUAAAGAGUUGGUUCCUGCAGUACUUGAGGAAAAUGACGGCCGUCAACGCUCCACGGGACAAGUAUAAUGCAGUGUGGAUCAUUUUUUUCAUCCUUGGCUUGGGAACCCUCCUGCCAUGGAAUUUCUUCAUGACUGCAACCAUGUACUUCACCAACCGACUGAAGGACCCGGCCGUUGAGGGCUCAGCUAUUCUGACAGCCAACGCCACUGUGGUGGAGGGAGACACGAGGAGCGUCCUGGAGUCCAAGUUCAACAACGUGAUGACCCUGUGUGCCAUGGUGCCUCUGCUCAUCUUCACCUGCCUCAACUCCUUCAUCCACCAGAGGAUUCCUCAGAAUUGGCGUAUCGCUGGCUGCCUGUCUGUGAUCCUGGUGGUGUUUCUGUUGACGGCGGUGCUGGUCAAAGUGGACAUGGGCCCUCUCCCCUUCUUCUCUCUCACCAUCAUCAAAAUCAUCUGCAUCAAUUCGUUUGGGGCAGUGCUGCAAGGCAGUCUGUUUGGCCUGGCUGCAAUGCUGCCGGCCUCCUACACCACACCUAUCAUGAGUGGACAGGGUCUCGCUGGAACCUUCGCUGCCUUCUCCAUGAUCUGUGCCCUGGCCAGUGGCUCAGCCCUGCAGGACAGUGCCUUUGGCUAUUUCAUCACUGCGUGCGUGGCCAUCUUCCUGGCCAUCCUGUCCUACCUCGCUCUGCCUAGUAUGGAGUUUUUCCAGUACUUCCUGGAAAGUAAUGGAUCCAAGCCUGCCGGCGGAGAUGAGGAGAACAAGAUGAACCUAUUGAAAAAAGACAGCCCAACAGAGAAGAGUCCAGUGGUCAGUCUGACAGAGGAGGAAGCCAAGCCCACGAUAUCUGUGUUUGCCAUCUUUAAACAGAUCUGGGUAAUGGCCCUCUCUGUGUGCUUCGUGUUCACCAUCACCAUCGGAACUUUUCCUGCAGUCACAGUUGAUGUCAGAUCCACCAUGGCCGAUGGAGGUGCCUGGGAUACAUACUUCAUCCCUGUGUCGUGUUUCCUGCUCUUCAACGUGAUGGACUGGGCAGGAAGGAGUCUGACGGCCGUGUGUAUGUGGCCCGGUAAGGACAGCGUCAUCCUGCCCGUCAUGGUGGGUCUCCGUGUGGUCUUUGUGCCUCUCUUUAUGCUGUGUAACGUCCAGCCCAGGAACAACCUGCCCGUGCUGUUCACCCACGACGCCUGGUACAUCCUCUUCAUUAUCCUCUUCUCCUUCAGCAAUGGAUACCUGGCCAGCCUUUGCAUGUGCUUCGGACCAAAGAAAGUGUCACAAUGCGAAGCGGAGACGGCUGGGACCAUCAUGGCGUUCUUCCUGUCUCUGGGUUUGGCUCUUGGAGCUGCCCUGUCCUUUGUUUUCAGAAUCAUUAUCUAGACCUGGAGUCCCCACAACACCACCUCACCCCUCAGAACACCGUCUGCUCCUCUACCCGCCGUGCAGGACGAGGGGUGGAGGAGGUGGUGAACUUUGCUGUGUUGACUGUCACACGGCAGCAACACUACAACACUCGGAUGCUGCCAGCCUCAGAGCUUGAGUGUUUGUGCUUCCACUCUUCCCACUGAAUUAUAAUACUCUCCAUUUUGAAAGAACGCAAAGUUAAUCUAGUUCAGCUGCCUAUGUAACUGCUCUCAUCUCGUGCUCUAGUUGCCAACAUGUCUCUCAUCCUGCAGGGAACAUGGUGGAAGACUGGAGAAGCGCUCUCAGCUCAAGGGAGUAUUUCAGCUCUUAGGCCAAAAUGCCUCUAUGAGCCCUAAAUGGUGCAGGACAUGUAUUUAUAUGGAUUGCGAAAUGAUUGUGAAACUGUUCAACUUCUAAUGUCUUAGUAUGUGUUAUCAUUGAGUUGUAUGGGCCCUCUAGUUUAGAAUAGGUUUUAAAUUUCAAUUAAGUUGUUUUACCAGCCUACGUCCGUGUGUAAAUGCUCAUUAUGGUAGCGCUUUGCCCUGACAUGUAAAGGUAUUUUAAGCACAGCUACUAAUUACAUGCGUUGUGCUAGUGAACGUGAGGGGAGGAGAGUUUUUGUAAACUCACCCGUUCAUUUGCUCUGUCAGUUUGUGCCAUUUUUCGGGUUUAUCAUCCAAACAUUUUGUAUCAGAGCUACAAUGAACAAAAAUAUCAACGCAACAUGCAAAUAUUUCAAAGAUUUUACUGAGUCAGGUCAUGUAAGGAAAUCAGUCAAUUUAAAUAAAUUCAUUAGGCCCUAAUCUAUGGAUUUCACAUGACUGGGAAUACAGACCGCGCCAUCGUAUAGAGUUGAUCAGUGGUAAAAUGUUGGGUUUUAUUUGUCUUAUUUACAGUGAGUGUCUAAGGUCUACUUUUUUUAUUAUUAGUUGCAUGAAAUACUUCAACUAGAGAUGGUUUCUACAGUUCGUGCAGAAAUUCUUCAGUUGUGCAAACCCACAGUUUGAUCAGCUGUCCGGGUAGCUGGUCAGACAAUCCCGCAGGUGAAAAACUGAUGUGGUGGGCCUGCGGUUGAGAGGCAGGUUGGAUGUACUGCCAAAUUCUCUAAUCCGCCUCUGUCGAGAAAUUAACAUUCAACUCUCAGGCCACAGCUCUGGUGGACAUUCCUGCAGUCAGCAUGCCAAUUGCAUUCUCCCUCAACUUGAGACAUCUGUGGCAUGAUGUUGUGUGACAACUGCACACUUUUUAGUGGCCUUUUGUCCCCAACACAAGGUACACCUGUGUAAUGAUUAUUCUGUAUAGUCAGCUUCUUGAUAUGCCACACCUGUCAGCUGGAUGAUUUAUCUUGGCAAAGGAGAAAUGCUCACUAACAGGGAUGUAAACAAAAGUGUGCUGAAAAUUGGAGAGAAAUAAGCUUUUUGUGCAUAUGGAACAUUUCUUGCAUCUUUUUAUUUCAGCUCAAGACCAACACACUUUUUACAUGUUGCGUUUUAUAUUUUCCUUCACAGUGAUGGAAAAAGUACACCAUUUUCAUACUUGAGUAAUUUUCUAUUAAAGGCUCUUUACUUUAACUCAUGUAAAAGUCACCCAGUAAAAUACUAUUUUAGUAAAAUUAAGUAUUUGGUGUUUAAAUAUAUUCGCAUAUUAAAAGUACAUCUUUUCGAAUUCUUUAUAUUAAGAAACCAGAUGGUACCAUUUUUUUUGUAUGCAUUUACAGAUAGCCAGGGGCACACUCAAACAAUUCACAAACGAAACAUCUGUGUUUAGUGAGUCCGCCAGAUUAGAGGCAAUAGGGAUGACUAGGGAUGCUCUCUUGAUAAAUGCGUGAAUUGAGCAAUUUUCCUGUCCUGCUAUGCAUUAGAAAUGUAACGAGUACUUUUUGGGUGUUAGGGAAAAUGUAUGGAGCAAAAAGUACAGAUAGCCCAAAAAAUACUUUAGUACUUUAAAGUAUUUUUACUGUAGUACUUUACGCCACUGUUCUAUCCUCUAAGCAACUUUUUAUCAUGUGUAAUGCCAAUUUAUCUUAACAUUUCUACCGAUCUGCGUGCCAGUUAUGGUUUUCAUAUGCAUAUUUUCUUGAAUAAUUUAUAUUAUAGGAACGUCUUCGUAUUUCAAAAUCCUGAAACGUAUCAACUAUUAAUUUGGGUCAGGCCCGAAGCUUGCGCUAGCGAACUUGCAACAUUGUAUAGAAUAUUUUGGGCCCUCAGUUUCCGGUGCCAGUGAGAUCGGGACACAGCUGGCUAUUUGCGCAAGGGAUAAGAAGUGGUGCUUAAGUUUUGGCGGGCGCCCACCGGAGCUGAGUACAGGCACCUCAAAUGUUUUACUGCUUGAGUUCCUUUUCCAAUUAUAGAAUAUAAACAGUACCAGCACACAAAAUGAUUACCGGAACCUAAAUCAGUCUAGCGCUGAUAAAAUGGGCCUACCUGAUUACUUGUGUUUCCACUGGAUCGGACGGAGCAUGGCAUUUAACCUCAUGCUGAGUGGUUAACGAACGAAGAGGGCAGGAACAACUUUUUAAAUACAUCCAGGAACUAUUGUAGUUCGCAAUGGAUGUUAAAACAGACAGCAUUAACGUGCUGUUUUGAGGUGAAGAAAACAUUACUUUAAGAAGCUCCACAUGUCAGUAGUGGUGGUGUGUUAAGCCAAUCAGAAAUACUGUCAAAUCCCCAAAUGGGCACAUUUCACAUUUGCACGCAGGCCAGUUAGCCUAUAGGCCUACUAUACUUGCACGUCCUUAACACUGGCAGGAGCGUCCCAAACUAAAACAAUGGCUAAAUUGACGAAACUCGUAAAUAAAAUAAACGUGUUUCUCACAAGUGUAGCAUAAGUUGUGCACUCUGCAAACAAUUAAUCCACUCAGACAAUAACGGAAAGACUUCGCAAUUGCGUCAAACCCUCCGACCACAUUACAGAUCAAGCAUCAAUUGUCUUUUGUGUAGGCCUCCGCAAUGGAUUAGUUCACAGAGAUGGGCGCAAAUAUAUUUGUUACUGCUCAACUAAAACAAUCUCGGUCGACCAAACAGUGGACUAAUUGGGGUAAGCGCUAGUUUGUUCUGUGUAGUUCUUUUCAGAACGUGUUGGUACAAGUUGAAUUUGCCUGGAUCGUAUGUCAGGUUGUUUUUAUGAAUAAAAAAAUGUAAUGUG
Messenger RNA from Salmo salar (Atlantic salmon), 5018 nucleotides. Its product is annotated as equilibrative nucleoside transporter 1. Gene Ontology annotation, biological process: uridine transmembrane transport. NCBI's taxonomy places the organism in Eukaryota, Metazoa, Chordata, Actinopteri, Salmoniformes, Salmonidae. The record is from RefSeq and is a predicted model, not a curated record. Gene Ontology annotation, cellular component: plasma membrane. Gene Ontology annotation, molecular function: nucleoside transmembrane transporter activity.